AGUCUUUGUACUGGUGUCAAUGUGAAAACUUCAUUUUUUUUUCUUCUUUGCCUUAUCUUUCUUUUUCCCAAUAAUUCCGACCCCUCUUAUACGUUUGGUUCCACAUAGUCUUUUUUUUUUUUUUUGACAAAUAUGUCCAAUAAAUUUGGCUCCCUUUCUUAUAAUAGAAGUACCUUGAUCUUAUAAGAUAAGUCUUGUGAGCUAGCUACAGUUACAAUUCACAAAGCCUCAGCAAGAAUUCCUCUUCUUGUAGUAGGAUUCAAAGUAUGGCUUUGGCUUCUUCUUUUGUUUGCUUUUUUCUAUCUCUUCUUCUGAUCUUAGUUCAGACAAAGGGAAAAAAUGAUUCAACUUGUCCCAAGUCCUUUUCAUGUGGAAAUCUUACUAGUUUGAGCUUUCCUAUCUCUCUAUCCACACAACCUGAAUGUGGAAUAAUGCCCAUUUCUGGUUGUGACGCUAAACCAAGAAUCCAAUUGCUUCCUGGAGGAGAUUCAUUCUAUGCAUUCUGCAAUCCGUAUAACUAUACAGUUGGUCUAAUUGACCUGGAGUUUCAAACAAUAUUGAGCAAAAACAAGUGCCAGGCUUUUAACAAAAAUUUCCCCCUAAAUCUAAUGUCAAAUCUAAGCUCUCCUUCUAUUUCUUUCGAACUCAUCACAUUGAAUAUUGGCAACUUCUUCAAAUGCAACAUUACCAGUAGUACCCAGAAGAAGAUCAACCAUUUUGCUGGUUAUAAAACGUACAAUGGCUGUAAAGGCUUUAGCAUAUACUACCAGCUUCCCGGAGAUUAUGAUAAAGACCAUCGAGCAGGAAAUCUUCCUGCCAACUGUUCACUUAUCAGAUUGCCAGUUAACUGGACGUCAUAUAAUGGUGGUUUGUUCCACUUUUUAAGUCCCCUUUUUUACUUACAAUGGAAACUCUCUGAUGACUGUAAUAAAUGUCACUAUGACGGAGGUCAAUGCCAGACUGAUAAAACCAACAAAAUAUUUCGUUGUACACAUCCAAAUAAUCCAUAUGCUCAAGGUCAUCAAAAAAAUACUCCACAUGCUCAAGAUGCAAAAACGACUAGAAGAAAGUUCAGACUGACUGUGGGAGCAGUUUUUGGUGGAUCAGGAUUGGUGAUGAUUUGUUUAGUUGUUUACUUUAUCUGGUGUUACAAGAAGAGGAAAUUUAGUCCAUCCCGCUUCCUCUCAACAAAGAAACUCUCGGAUAUUUUUAAACAUGAUGUUGAGAGAGGCAGUAUAUACUUUGGUGUCCUAGUUUUCUCUUAUUCAGAACUUGAAGAAGCCACAAAUGAUUUCAAUUCCUCUAGAGUCCUUGGAAAUGGAGGUUUUGGAACUGUUUACUAUGGGAAACUUAAGGAUGGAAGAGAAGUUGCUGUAAAGCGCCUCUAUGAGCACAACUGCAAACGAAUGCAGCAGUUUGUAAAUGAAAUUGAGAUACUUACUAGAUUGAGAGACACCAAUCUUGUCACCCUCUAUGGCUGCACUUCAUGGCGAAGCCGUGAACUACUCCUUGUCUAUGAAUAUAUUCCUAACGGAACUCUUGCUGAUCACCUCCAUGGUGACAAAGAGAAGGACAAAUCACUCGCGUGGCCAGUACGCAUGAACAUUGCCAUAGAAACUGCUGGUGCAUUGGCUUACCUUCAUUCUUCUGAUGUAAUACACUGCGAUGUGAAGACUAAUAACAUACUCCUUGAUCACAACUUUAGUGUUAAAGUUGCAGAUUUUGGAAUUUCAAGGUUCUUCCCAAAUGAUGUCUCUCAUAUUUCAACUGCACCCCGCGGGACCCCUGGCUAUAUUGAUCCAAAGUAUCACGAAUGUUACCAACUAACUAGUAAAAGUGAUGUCUAUAGUUUCGGGGUGGUCCUUGUUGAACUUAUUUCAUCAAUGCUAGCUGUGGAUAUGAAUAGGCAUAGCCAAGAGAUCAAUUUGGCUAACUUUGCAAUAAACAAGAUUGUAAAAUGUGCAUUUCACGAGUUGAUCGAUCCAUCUUUGGGUUUCGAUUUAGAUACCAAGAUUUGGGAAAUGACUACUUCAGUGGCAGAGCUGGCUUUUCUGUGCUUGCAGACAGAUAGGGACACAAGGCCUACCAUGGUUGAAGUUUUGGAUACUCUAAAGGAGAUUCAGACUAGUGAAUUUGACAAUGAGAAAAAAGCUGAGUCUAAUCUCAAUGGCAAUGAAGCUAAAGUAGUAGCAACUCCUCCUUUCCCUGAAUCACAAGAUAUUUUAUUGUUGAAGCAAGUUAAAUCACUACCUUCACCAAAUUCUGUGACUGAUAAAUGGAUUACUUGCUCUGAUAUAACUAGUACAAAGUAGUUAAAAGUAUAUACCCUUUCUUUGUUAAUUUAUGUAAAUUUUGAGAGACUGCAAAUGUACAACUGUGAGAAGUCUCCUUGAGAGCUAUGUAUCUAUGACUGGGAGUGAUUCAAUUUGAUAUCCAUAUCAGCACCAAUAAGAAAACAAUGGGUUAGAAAUGUCCAAAAUUUCUUACUUUUUACCGUUAUC
Messenger RNA from Lycium barbarum (goji berry), 2501 nucleotides. RefSeq names its product LEAF RUST 10 DISEASE-RESISTANCE LOCUS RECEPTOR-LIKE PROTEIN KINASE-like 1.1. NCBI's taxonomy places the organism in Eukaryota, Viridiplantae, Streptophyta, Magnoliopsida, Solanales, Solanaceae. Gene Ontology annotation, biological process: protein phosphorylation. Bases 267 to 2312 code for a protein of 681 amino acids. The transcript is spliced from 4 exons. The record is from RefSeq and is a predicted model, not a curated record. Gene Ontology annotation, molecular function: protein kinase activity; ATP binding.